Molecule: messenger RNA, 2131 nt
Organism: Humulus lupulus (European hop)
Lineage: Eukaryota; Viridiplantae; Streptophyta; Magnoliopsida; Rosales; Cannabaceae
Product: structural maintenance of chromosomes flexible hinge domain-containing protein GMI1-like
Exons: 8
Coding region: 136-1752 (538 amino acids)
Biological process (GO): chromosome organization
Cellular component (GO): chromosome
Molecular function (GO): ATP binding; protein binding
Source: RefSeq, a predicted model, not a curated record
UUUUAUUGUCUUUAUAUGGUUGUAAAAUCUGGGUUUUUGAGUCAAUUAAGCAAAAGCUUGAGAACAUCGUCAAGUGAUGAAUGAUUGCCAUAUGUACUCAAAAGAAAUAUGUAAUAUUGACUUACAAGUUGCAACAUGUUAUACUAUAUUUGGACUAUUCAUUCCGUAUCUGUGUCUUGUGCAGUAUCAUUCUCUGUAUCAUUAAAGAACAAAGUGUUUUUCAAACAAGAGUUUCAGAUUGAGAGACGGGAACUAAGAAUUGCAUCGAAGGUACCUGAGAUUCUUACCACUGGUUCCAUACUGGAAAACAUCAUUUUAGAAAUUGUCAACUCUGAGGGUAUUGUUGAUGAAACUAUCCACGAUGAAGAAAAAACUGGUCUAUCACAUAUGCUCACAAUUAAGGCUGAUUGGCUUGAUAUGGAGGAGUCCACCCGAUAUACUUUCAAGCAUGGGCGAUGUGUUGUUCCUGCUAUACUUUUAUCUAAAACUGAGGGGACCAUUUGUUUCUCAGCUUUCCACUCUCGUCAUUCAAGCCUUAGUGUGAAUGUUAAGGUUCAUAUGAUCAAACCCGCGAUACCAACUCCAAAUUUGGAGCAUAAUAAGGUUUCAUCUACUCAUGCAUUGCUUCUUCAGGACCCAAGUUCAAUUAAUCAAGUUGGUGUAAACUAUAUCAUGUCCAUUGAGAAUAAAAAAAAGGCCCUUGAAGAGAAGAUAUGUAAAACUGGUUUGGCAAUCCAAGUAGUGGAAGAACAAUGUGCUAAGUUAAACAAAAAGAAGGAAGAAGUUGAGCAAACUAUAAAAGAAUUGCAAGAUUCCACUGAAUCACAUUCGUUGGGAUUCUUAAAUCAUUUGUCCACAAAAGAGGAAGUAAUGGAGGAUAUAGAAAAGAUCAGUAACUCUGCUGCUGCCAUUCUUUGCAAUAUUUCGAGGGUAGUUCCAUUCCAAGAGCCAGAGAAUCAUUUAAUGAAAGACAUAAUAGGGGUGGUUGCUCUACUUGGUAGAGUUCAAUAUAGCCAGCUUAGCAGGAUAUUGUCAGAAUAUUUGGGUGUAGAUCAAAUGCUAGCUGUUGUCACCAGAUCUUUUGAAUCUGCUGCUCAUCUUGAAAUGUAUACACAUACUGGUGAAGUUGAUCGCAGCAAUGCUCUUCAUGCUGAAGCAGCCAUUCUUGGGAAAUCCAUAAAUGGUCGAUUUACUGUUAUAUGCCUUGACAAUAUAAGUCCAUACAGAGGUGGCUUUGAAGAUCACCCUCAGGGGAAGCUGGCUUUACCACUUCCUUGUUUUAUUGAUGGAACCAUUCCAAAAGGAUUUCUGGGAUUUGCCGUAAAUAUGAUUGAUUUAGAUGAAGAUCAGCUAUCCAUAACCAACAAUUCAGGCAAUGGUCUUAGAGAGACCGUAUUCUAUCGCCUUCUUGGUCAGCUCCAAGUUUACCAAACCAGGGAAGACAUGCUAGCAGCCAGUGCUUGUAUAAAACACGGCGCUGUAUCACUAGAUGGUGGAAUCUUAAAAGAAAAUGGUGUAAUGUCUUUUGGAUUUAGUGACCCCGGAGUAUGUUUUCAAGUUGUCACGACAAACAAUGAAAUGGCUCUUUCUCAAGAAAAUUUGAAGCUGCUCCAAGACCAGAAAUCAGAAUUGAAAACCAUCGAUGAUAAGAUAAAACAAAAUGUCAAACAUCAUGGGCAAGUUUUAAACUAUUAUGAAAAGACAAAGAAAAAGUUAAGCAAGUUGAUGGACGAUGUGGAACGGAACCUAUGAUGAAACAAGGAUCCAACACAGAAUAGUUUCUACAUUAUGAUGACAAAUCAAGUCACACCUUCUCUCCACUUUUAACUACAUUUUUGCGUUAUAAAUUUAAUUUAAGGGUGUAUAUAUAUGUAUAGAUGAAGUACUUGGGGGUUUUACUUUUCAUCAUAUAUUUAUACGUAUAAUAUGAUGAUAAGGAAGUUAUACUUUUUUAUAGUUUUUUUUGUUUGAACUCUAACCAGGAAUACUAUACAUAUUGUAUGGCUAUCUAAUUUAGUAAUCUGUCUAGAAAUUAAUUUAUCGAAAAAGUAGCCUUUUUAGAGGAGUUUGUUUUAUACUAGGAUGGACUUUUUUACAACUUGGGCUUCAGCUAUGCUCUAUUUUUCUCUUA